AUGAACGUCUCUGACCCGCGAGAGCUGACUCGUGUUGAGGACUUUUCCGGCUGGUCAAGCUCUGAACUAUCUACUCCGUUGCAGAAGAGUCGCACCUUGAACGAAUCGCAAAGUCCAGCUCGGAGCUCGUCGCUCACCAGUCUGAGCGACAUUGACGGGUUGGAGCAUGCGUUGGGGGAUUUGAAAACCUGGGUCCAGGAGGAUACCAAGCUUUCCGAGCUGGCAGAGUCCUUGCCAGCUGAGAUUCUUGCACAGGUAAGAGUGUCUUGGGUGCGCGCUAACGUAGAGAUUUUGCAGCAUGUCUCUCCGAAGGACCUCGUCUCUGCCAUGCUCGUCUCCAAGUCAUGGUGCUUUGCUGCCUUUCACUUGUUGUGGCAGAAACCUGCCCUCUCGUCCAUCACGCAGUUUGCCGAUUUCGUCCGAGUCAUUACGAGUCCAUCUCCUCUUCUACCCUAUGCUUUGACUGUUCGACGGCUGUCGUUCAAUGGGUUCUCCAAGCAUCUGUCCGACAGACUCUUCAGAGACAUCGUGGCAUGCAAGAAUUUGGAGCGGGUUACCAUGCCAGGAGCUACGAACCUGUCCUCGUCUGCUCUCUGUGAGGUGUUCGCCAACCUGGAGGAGCUGGUUGCUAUCGAUUUGAGCGGGGUAACAGCAGUAGAUGACAGCGUCGUCUCGACCAUCGCGGCAAAAUGUCGACGCGUUCAAGGCUUGAACCUGUCCAGGUGCAAUAAAGUCGGAGACGAGGGACUUUUGGCGAUCGCUCGAAACUUGAGGAUGCUUCGAAGGAACUUGGCGCAGAAUGCUGUACCGGAUCUUGAUCUAGCGGCUGCCGCCGACGAGGAUGGUCUAUAUGACAUUAUCGGCGCCUACCCGUGGUACUUUCUCGACGUUCCCUCGCCGAAAGCAAUGUGGAGGACGUCCUCACGUCCUAAAGGCGUGUCACUCGGCCAAAUACGCCCCUUUUGCAAGUCUUUCGAGCAACUGCGGGUGGUCGACCUGACCAGUUGCCUUGGCCUAGGGGAUGACUCUGUUGAGCAUUUGGUGAACAAUGCGCCGCAACUUCGAAACCUUACUCUCGCCAAGUGCUCAAACCUGACGGACGCAUCGAUUGACAGCAUUACGAGGUUGGGAAAGCAUUUGCACCACCUGCACUUGGGCCACGUCUCCAAUGUGCACCAUGAGGAGAUCCUGACGGCAGAUUGCUCUUUGCUCGGAGAUGUCAGCGUGGUUGCGCUUGCCACGUACCUCCCCAAGCUCCGACGCAUCGGAUUAGUAAAGUCCCUCGCCCAACGGUCGGCCACGCUGGAGAGAGUGCACCUUUCCUACUGCGAGAAGAUCACCGUUCCCGCCGUGGCGUACCUUUUGAACCGGCUGCCACACCUUACACACUUGAGUGUUACUGGUAUAGCAGCUUUCCGCACUCCCGAGCUCCAGCAGUUCUGUCGCACGGCCCCCGAGGUUGGUUGA
Molecule: messenger RNA, 1467 nt
Organism: Trichosporon asahii var. asahii CBS 2479
Lineage: Eukaryota; Fungi; Basidiomycota; Tremellomycetes; Trichosporonales; Trichosporonaceae
Product: ubiquitin-protein ligase
Exons: 4
Coding region: 1-1467 (488 amino acids)
Biological process (GO): SCF-dependent proteasomal ubiquitin-dependent protein catabolic process
Cellular component (GO): SCF ubiquitin ligase complex
Molecular function (GO): protein binding
Source: RefSeq, a predicted model, not a curated record